Molecule: messenger RNA, 1083 nt
Organism: Sphaerulina musiva SO2202
Lineage: Eukaryota; Fungi; Ascomycota; Dothideomycetes; Mycosphaerellales; Mycosphaerellaceae
Exons: 1
Coding region: 1-1083 (360 amino acids)
Source: RefSeq, a predicted model, not a curated record
AUGGCUGCGAAAAAGAAGAAAACAACCAGAGCCAACGGCGUGCAUCCGGUCGAUGGCAAGACGGCAUCAGCUCAUCUCCUCCCUGUGCAGUCGCCUGUCAAUGCCGCCGUCUCCACCGAAACGCACAUGCCGAUUCUCGCGAAGCCACGAAAGAAAAAGAACAAGUUCAGCAAUCCUCAGCCCGCCGACUGUGACGAUAUCCAGCCAUCCAGUCACGGUGUCGAGGCUGUGGUUACCGAAAAAUUGAGGGAAACCACCGAUGCCGAACACAAAGCUCCAUUCGUCCUGGCAGAGGCAAAAGUUCCUGACGAGCUCAGUAGAUCCAGCCCGACUAGCCUGGCAACGGAGAAUGACCGACACUGGGGUUCUCACGAUGUAGACCGCGAUGAGACUCGGGUUUCACAGCCGGGGGCCACAGGUGCCGACGUCGACCUGUCUUUCCUGGAUCGAGUUGGUAACACUAGUGCUCUCAAAGGUGGAAGAGGCCAACCCCACGCGCGCAUUAAUCCUGCCAGACAAGAAGCACUGGAAGCUGUCAGCGACUUCAAGAGUAGAGUCCUUCAACGUGCUGCCAAGAAAGCGCUGAACGAUACGCCGUUCACUCGGUCCCUCUACCCGAACGAUCUCUACCUCUACAACAAGCCUGGAAAUACGCCAGAGGAUGCCGCCAUGCUCAAACUCAAGCGCCGCUUCGACGCAGCGAUCAUCAAACUCGAUCCUGGUCUUGCUCCUGCCACAGCUGAGAUUCCACUCCCCAUCGCUAAGCGAACGGCCAUGUACGUCUGCGGAUUGCUUCAGUCCCACGACUGUCAGUUCCGCUGUACAAUGGAUGGACUUCGAGCGCCGAUCGCGGCGGGAAAACAGUCGCUCGCGCCUUGGGUCGCAGAUACAUGGGAGGAGAGACUGGCAGACAGUGACAGAGACUGGCUGGUCAGUAAGAAGAUUGAGGACAUGGACAAUGACAAGGCGCGCAAGCAUGUCGGGGAUUGCAUGGACUUCAUUAUGAAGUACAAGCUGUGGGGCCGCAUGGUCGAAGCUGAGUGUGCUGAGCUGGGCAUCCAGCUCUUUCCAAGAUUGAACUGA